AUUCCGAGUGGAAGACACCAUAGGGUGGAUAACACGUGACCCAGAGACGACACAUGAAAAACAACACCAGGUUUCGGCUGUUCUGACAUCCAUAACUAUUCCUUCUUUGGCUCGAUUAUUGUGUCCCCUACUUUUACGCAUCGCUUGGCUCCCUACAGUGAUGAGCAUCAGUGCCAGGGUCUGUAGCAAGUCCGCAACCUCUGCGAUGACUCCGGAGCCGUCUCUGUCCACCCCAAGAAUGUCUGGCUGGACGGAUCGCAAUGCAAUCCUGGAAUUUUUCGCCCGACCUGCUCCAACUCCUCGACCAGCGGCGGUUUCCCAAACGGCCAAAUGCACUCCAGCCAUCCGGCCUCAAAAAGGAUAUAAGGAAUUCAAAUUUUAUCACUACGCCGACCCAAGUGCUUACAUUGUUCAGUAUCGGUAUGACUGUUCAUCGGUUGCAAGUCGGUGCGGCAGUGAUGGUCCUCUAGAACAAUUCGUGGUACUGAAUAACAAAGGAGAGCCUAUUUCCAAAUCAAAUGCGCCAGGCGGAGCCACUGGGUUUCAGAACACUCCGGAUGCACUGAAAAGCCGUUCCUCUCGGACCAGUUUUGACAACCAAUCAUGUGUCACUCCUCGAACUUCUCUCCUCAAUCUCUUGGAACAGGGUGAUGAUGAAGCUAUAAAUUUUUUGAACUCUGGUCCACUAUUAAAAGGUGCAACCAAGCAACCCCCUGUUAGGAAGUCUGAUGAACGGUUGACUCAACGCCCCCAAGUACUGAACCCCAACAGAUCGGCUGGAAAGUUUCCUGAGCAACAGACAUCCAAUCAACAAGUAGUGCUUCAGGUCAAUAGCCAGUUUUCCAAGAGUGUCAGACAGUUAAAUCAACUGGCUUCCGCGAAAUGCACCACCGUUUCUGCUCCGUCGAAACGCGGCCG
Opisthorchis viverrini is the source of this 918-nucleotide messenger RNA. RefSeq lists its product as hypothetical. Lineage: Eukaryota; Metazoa; Platyhelminthes; Trematoda; Opisthorchiida; Opisthorchiidae. The record is from RefSeq and is a predicted model, not a curated record. The annotation marks the transcript as partial. The transcript has 4 exons.